Symbiodinium necroappetens is the source of this 7485-nucleotide messenger RNA. NCBI's taxonomy places the organism in Eukaryota, Dinophyceae, Suessiales, Symbiodiniaceae. The record is from the annotation of a GenBank genome assembly.
AUGGGUGGCUCUGGGAAGGGCAAGGAUGCCCCUACGACGUCAGCCUCCUCCACGUCGAAUCCAGAUGUGGUUCGCGAUAACUACAUCCCGCUCUUCGACGGCCAGCCCAGCUCAUACAAGGAGUACAGAAAGCGUGUGACGCUGUACUUCAAGAAGAUGGUUUUGGCGAAUAAGAAGACGGAGGCCACGAUCAACCUCUUGACGUCGCUCAACGGGCCGGUGUGGAAACAAGUCGAACACUUGGCGGACACGGCCCCCGAUGAUGACAACGGCUUCAAUAUUGUGUUGCAGGAGCUGGACAGGGUGUACCAGUAUGAUAGCAGGGUUGAGAUGCCGAAGGCUUUUGAGCGUUUCUUCUAUGGCGUCAGCCGCCCCUACGGCCAGACCCUCAUCCAAUACUGCUCCGAACACAGAGAAGCAGCUCGGGAGCUGGAGCGCCACGAUGUGAAGCUGCCGGACCCCGUUGGAGGAUGGCUGCUAUUGAGGAGAGCAGCCCUCACGGCUGAGCAGAGGCAACUUGUGAUGAGUCAGGUCGACAACAAGAAGCUCAGCGUGAAUACAGUGGAGCAAGCCUUGUUCUACCUGUUCGGCCAGGACUACCGGACGAGCAGGACCGAGCCACGGCCCACCGGAAAAGGGCGAGGACACCCCACCUAUCGGUGGGGCAACCACCGCCACUACUCCUCGGCGUACACCGCCGAGGAAGAGGACCCCGGCUAUGACUACUACGAGCCGGACGCCCCGGACGAGUACCCCGAGGCCCAGUACUACGAGGAAGAGUCCGAACUCUACGAGGAAGAGGACCACGACCCCAUCGAGGCAGAGCCCUACGACAGCACGUUCCUGGCAGAUGAGGACGAAGGCGACGAAAUGGUGGAAGAGGCCUACGCCGCCUACCUGGAUGCCAGGCGUAGGUUUGCUGAAGUGAAGGCGGGACGAGGCUACUAUCCGGUUGUGGCGAUGGUCGACCCGGCCGGAACUCAGAUGCCGAUGACGACCACCCCCGCCAAGGGCAAGACUCCAAAAGGAAAAGGCAAGCCGAAGGGCAACCACAAGGGCAAAACCGGAGGAACACGUGGACCACCACCCCCAUCGAAGGGAGCAGCCCGAGCAGAUUCUACACGAUGCCUACGGUGCGGACAAGUUGGACACUGGGCCUCCCAGUGCCCGAAGCCUCCGGCGCCGCAGACCGGAUCCGCCCCUGGCUCCCCGAACAAGAGGCCGAAGCAGGGGACUGCCAUGAUGGCCAUGGGCUCUGGUUCCGCCCUUGCUCCUCGACACUUCGGCAGGUGUGUUGGUCUUCAGGAUGGAGGUGCGUCCUCCAUGGUCGGUGGUCACGACUUUGUCAUGGAAGUCAUCACCGAGUUCGUCUCUAAAGGCCUGGGCCCGGAGACCUUGGCGUUCACGCAGACGAACAAGAGUUUCCUCUUCGGAGGAGACCACCGAAGCCUUGCCGACUGGAGUGUCCACCUACCCGUUUGGAUAGGAGGGACAAAAGGCCGCAUUCAGUGCUUCUUAGUGGAAGGGACCAUGCCCAUCCUUAUCGGCCGCCCCCUCCUCAAGGCCCUGAAGGUCAAGGUGAACUACGACACCGACAUGGUGUCCGUGCUGGGAGAGGGCUGGACCUCCGUCCUAAAAGGUCCAAAGGGCGAACACCUCCUGGCCCUCGAUGACGGUCUCAGCGAGGACACACUCCAAGCAGAGUACGACUUUGACUAUGUCACCGACGACUGCGUGGAGGAUUUCCUAGCAGACGGUGUGUUGCACAGCCUGGGGGACUACCUGAAGCAAACUGGCCGCGCGGGACCCGUCUUCACGAUGGAUGAAAUCAUGCUCGAGGAGGACGAGCCCGCGAUCAACCUCCUCGACGACCAGGCCCAAGACAUCCGGGAGAAUGCCAAUUUGGCUCCUGCCGUCGAAUGCCAGGUGCCCCCCACGCUCUGGAAAAGCAUCAUCUUUGGGAUCAACCGCUCCAAGAACAGCCUGGACAGGCAACUUGAGAGCGCAUAUCGCGCCUCAGACGAAAGCUGCGCCAUGUUCUGGGAGGUCUACAGUGGCUCUGGGAACCUGUCUGCGGCUAUGCGGCAGUAUGGCUUUCAAACCCGAACCUUCGACCUGCCCGAGUGGAACUUUGAGGUAGCUAGCCACCGGCGCGCCUUCUUCGAGCUUCUGGAGAAGGAGAUGCCACACAUUGUGUGGCUGGCCCCUCCAUGCACCAAGUGGUCACCGCUGCAGAACCUCUCCAAGCGGACCCAGGAGGACCUCGACGUGCUUCAGGCGACCCGUGACUUUGAACACCAUACCCACCUCCUCUUUGUGAGAAGGGUCUUCCUGCGGAUGGCCCAGCUGGGCAUUGCGGUCAUCGAGCACCCGCAGAACUCCAAGGCCUGGAGCACACCAGCACUACAUGACCUUGGCCUGGAGAUCAUCAUCGACCAAUGUGCCCUGGGAGCAGCCCUGCCGGACCCCCAAGGAAACAUGCUCCCGAUCAAGAAGACAACAAAGCUGGUAGUGAACCACCAGCUGUUGACGGAGACCUUGGGCGUCUAUCGGUGCGAUGGCACCCACCGGCACCAGGCCCUCAUGGGAUCAGCCUCGAUGAUCGGCUCACGGGCGAGAGCCUACUACGCCCACUUCAUUUACGGCAACUCUACAGCAGAGGAAGCGCUCCCUGCCUCGGACAUUGACAUGGAAGAGUACGAGCCCUCCGAAGGACCACCAGACGAUGAUGAUCUGUACCCGCGCCAGACCACGGGAGACCUUGCCGACCUCGACCUUCCCUCAACUGCCGACAUGGAAGCCGAGCACAACUUUGGCAGGAACCUUGGUCACCCCAACAAUCGAGACCUACGAGUCAUCCUGGCACAAAGUGGAGCCAACAGGCUGGUAGUAGAGACCGCGGAGAACUACCAGUGCCCCUCGUGUCGGAAGUUGGCGCCACCAGUCCAGGUGCCCAAGACUACCCUGCGCACUACCUUCCGCUUCAAUGAGAGAUUGUUGUCCGACACGGUGUGGCUACAGGUCCUGGACAAGACUAUCCCGGUGAUCACUAUGAUGGACGCGGCAACCCGGUAUGUUGCCGCCCGGGUGAUUCGAAGAGAGACUUCUGCCGAGUUUCUACAAGCCCUUGAGCGAGGCUGGAUCCGCGUCUUCGGCCCUCCACGGACCUUGUUUGUGGACAGCCACCGAGCUUGGGGAAGUGAUGAGGUGAUGCAGUAUGCCUCCGAGCAUGGAAUGGAGCUGGUGAUCUCCCCUGGCGAGGCCCACGAACGCCUUGCCCAACUGGAACGACGCCACCAAGUACUGCGACGAUCCGUGGAACUAUACUUGGAGGAUAGUCCGCCGACCGGACCCGAGAGCCUUGUGGAGGCGUUGUGUUUCAUCAUCCCCCAGCUCAACCAGAGCCUCUCUGUUGGAGGUUUCAGUCCUACGCAGUGGGUGUUGGGGUACCAACCCAACAUUCCCGGGAGUCUCUUGGAUUCCAAUGUGAACUACAGCCACCUGGACCCCACGGAAGCCUUCCAACACAAGAUGCAGUGCCGAGUCCGGGCCGCCACCGCGGUGGUCAAGGCCGACAACGACCUCCGUCUACGCCGAGCUCUACUUCGACAGCACCGCGGCGACCCGCCACGGAUGCUGGUGGGCCAAAAGUGCUUCUAUUGGCGAGAGGCAGCAGGCACGGGACCACGCAUACGCUGGAAAGGUCCGGCCACUGUGGUGUUGGUGGAAAGUCAGAGGGGGCCCGACCAUCCGCCCACCGUCUACUGGCUGGUGCAUGGGUCCGCUCUUAUCCGAGCUGCCCCUGAGCACGUCCGACCCGACCUGGAGUCAGACACGCUGGCCGCGGACCCCCCGGUUCUACAUACGAUGGUGCGGCACAUUCAGAACCGUGGCACAACAGUGUACCUCGACCUCCUCAAGACCAACAAGAAACGCCGCCGCGAGGACUUGGCACACUCCGACGACGAGGCCAUGGACGAUGAUGACGGUGACUCCCCGCCGCCUAAGGGCCCACUUCCUCGACUACCACAAGGCGCCCCGGCCGCUCCUGCAGAUUCCCCGUCGUGGCCCAGUCUGCCCAACUCGACCGACAUCCUCAACAGCGACAACAACUUCCCGGACACACCGAGAUAUGCUGGCGGCCCGCCAGCAGGUGUCACUCCGACAGAGGCAGCUACGACACCAAUCCCACAUGAAGAAGGGUCGGACAGCGAGCAGACAGAUGACGACCCCUCGGUGAACCCGGAUCCGGACUCUGCGGAAGCUACUACAACCGCGCCUACCACAGCAGAUAGACCGGGGACGGCUACAGGCGGUGAGACUUCGUCCGGAAACACCCCCAACGACGACAGGCACCACACCUUCAGCCCCGACGGCCCGGAGACCUUCGAGCAGAAGCGAGCCCGCAUCGACAGAAGCGAGACCAUCAGCCACGUUAUCCACCCGACCUUCCGCACGCCGACCACCCCUGAGACCUUUGAGCAGAGGAGAUCCCGCAUCGAUCGGAGCGAGACCAUCAGCUACGGGCCCCGUGGACCAACCACUCCUCAACGACCACAGCCAUACGGGCCUACUACCGAACAUGGCUUCCUCGUUGACGUUCUUGAGCCGGAGAGCGAUGAUGGCUCUGAGUCGAUCGGUCUACCAUCGGGAUGGUAUGCGGAUGAACAUGGCUACCUGGUCCUGGAGCCCGUCCACGACACCUGGGAGCUGAAGGGCAACACCCUGAUUCGGAACCACUACGUGGCCAGAGAUUGUGCGUUCAAUCCACGGGAGACCGGCGACUGCCCCAUCCCCGAGGAGAUGCUGGCCAAGGACCGCGCGACCCGAAAAGGGAGGCACUGCCACCAAGACCGAUGGAGAAACAGCCCUCACAAGAACGACGGCCACUACUGGACGGGACAGACCUCAUUCAAGAUCCUGGUCCGUCACCGACGAGAUGCACAACAAGCUUUCUACGUCGCCUCUAAGGGUGCCACCACUUAUGCUGGCACCAAGGAAAAGAGGCAGAAAGAUGCCAGGAGCAACUUGAGCGAAAGAGCCAUGUCUUUGGCAGACAGGGUGGCUUUCGUGCAGGCGAAAAAGAAAGAACUGGAAUCGUUUUUCACGAACCAGGUGUGGGAGUUUGCGACGGAACAGGAGGCUCCCGCCAAUCGAGUUCUGAAGGCCCAUUUCAUCUUGAAGUGGUCCAAGCACCCAGAUGGAAGCCCACGGGCCAAGGCCAGGCUGAUCACCCAGGGUUUUCGAGACCCUGAUGCGCUGGCCGGCCUCCUGGACUCUACGAGCCCUACGUUGUCUCGUUUGGGAAGAACCACCCUUAUGUCGCUGGCCUCCCUACGAUCCUGGAGCACCUUCAUCGCCGACAUCACCACCGCCUUCUUACAAGGUGAAGAACACCCUGCCUCCCGGACAUUGUGGAUUCGCCUUCCUGCGGAUGCCCGAGCCCUGCUCGGCAUCACAGACCCGCGGGUCUUGAUGAGACUCCGUAAGCCUAUGUAUGGCCUCUCCGACGCACCUCGAGCGUGGUACGAAGAAGCCUCCAGAAGGUUGCUGUCCCUCGGAUUCACCAAACAUCCACUUGACGAAUGCCUCUAUCUUUUGUUUGACACCGAACUCCGAUGCGCGAUCGGCCUGCACGUGGACGACUUGCUCGGAGUGGUGGAGCCCUCGUGGGCUUCGAAAACAAGGGAGGAUCUACAAAGCCUCUUUGCAUUCAGAGACUUCAGAGAAGACCAGCCGAGCUUCGACUUCCUGGGCACCCAGGUGACAAGACAACCAGAUGGCGGCCUGGCGUGUGGACACGAGGAGUACAUCAACAAGGUGAAGCCAAUCCCCCUGGAAAAGAGCCGCCAGGCUGAUCCCGACAGCCCCGCCACGGACAAGGAGAAGACGCAGCUUAGAGCUUUGGUGGGUGCGCUUCAAUGGGCGGCUACGCAGACCUCCCCUCACCUACAGGUGCACACCUCGAUGCUAGCUGGUGAGGUGCCGAAGGCUACCGUGGCCACCAUCCUCGCGGCCAACAAGGCGUUGCGCUUCGCCAAGGCGAACUCCGAUGUGAAGCUUCUCUACCCGCCCCUCGUGGACAACCUGGAGGACAUCGUUUUCCUGGCCUACUCGGACGCAGCUUUUGCGAGCCGCGCCGACAUGUCGAGCCAAGGAGGAUACAUGGUGUGCCUUACCAACAAGGCAAUCCUGGAUGGAGGGAUCAGCAGCUACCACCUCCUGGACUGGAGAUCGUUUCGACUCCCCCGGGUUGCCCGGUCCACCCUGGCAGCAGAAGGACAAGCAGCCGCUGAGGCAGCCGACUGCCUCCACUUCGUGAUCACGUUCUGGAAGGCCCUGCUCGAUCCAAACUACAGGAUCAACAGCGACGAUAGCUGUUUCCGGUGGAAGAACGAGAGCCUCCUCGUGAUCGACGCCAAAUGUCUCUACGACAUCCUCCACCGCGAGGAACUCUACGUGUCCAGCACCGCUGACAAGCGGACAUGCCUGGAGGCCCUGGUUACCCGGGACAAGAUGAAGGAGAUCGGCGGGACCGUGCGAUGGGUGUCAUCCGAGCGCCAGUACGCCGACGGACUCACCAAGGACUCCGCGACACAGCUCCUGGCGGAUCGUCUACGAACCCACCAGCACAAGAUCACGGCGGACGAGACUUACCGAAAGAAGGACGCAGGUGAACGAGCGAGGAGCGCAAACCAGUUCGCGCGGCCAAAGGCUGCAGCGUCGGCAAUUGCCGCCACCGCCUACCUGACGACCAUCUCCGAGGCCUACAAGCUUGAGGACCUGGAGGCCCUCACCGUCUACCGCCUCCCAGACGAGAUCACCUACCACGAGGCGGGCACCUACCUGUUCGUGAUCCUACUGGUGGCGAUGGUGCUGAUCUACUGGCACCCCUGGACGAGAUGGAAGCUGCUGCGGUUCCAAAGAACCGCCCCCUGCCCAGCAGAGGCCACCACUCAGACGGAGAACAUCCACGUCCAGAGCUACGCCCAGACCGACGCGACCUACCUUGUGCAGCCCUUCCCGGAGAUGAGAACCUUCAUCAACCGCGGCAGUCAGACGGACAGCCUUGCGCGGGGGAGUCGGCACUCCUCCUUGGAGACUGUGCUGCUGGAGCUUGCGACGGUUCGUGAUCAGAACAGAAGGCUUGCUGCAGCGGUACAGCAGCAGCAACACCUCCUCGACUACCACACGAGCAAUCGGCUCAGCCACCACCAUGUCGGGGACAUCUACGUCACGCCACAUGGACGGGUGUGGCACACAAGUGACACGUGCGCCCGGAGCCGAACCGAGAACCGCAUCCAGGUGAGGACCCCAUGCUCCUACUGCACGGACAGCUGGAUCCCGGUUCCUGAACACCUUCGCUACAAUCCUCACUUCCGACUUCAACAUGUGCCUGACCGAGACCCCACGGCCGCUUCGUCUACUACCACCCCAGGCAAUGGUCACACAUUUCAAGUUCUCGGAGAGACCGGCUCGUCGUGA